UGUGAGGGGGUAGCAGAUUAUAAAUGUAACUGUGGCAUAAGGAAGUUUCAGAUCAAAUUUAGGGUGUUGGUCUCCAAAGUGUGCACUUUGCUUUGCCUUCUGAUUGAAAUAGAGGAUCAAACCUAGUUUUGGAUCUCUGAGUGUUCUUCUUGCCUAGGUCAAAUGGAUCGGAGAGACUGAAGUCCAGUCUUGACAGUGGCUUGUGGGUCAAUAAGAGAGCAGGUAUAGAAUUAAAAAGCUCCUGCUGCAGUUCAGUCACUGCAGUUGAAGAUAGCAGUAAGGUCACUGACAGCAAUGAGUCAUCUUACUUUUCUUCUCCUUGUGCUGUGUGUUGGAUCAUCUCUCCCAGCUGUCACAGUGAGCACAGUGGUGGAUCUGCAAAAGAGAAUCUAUGGUGGGACUGACUGUAAUCAAAACGAGCGUCGAUACCAUGUUAGCCUGACAUUAUAUGCUGAUGGAAGGUGCAGUCACUGUGGUGGCUCUCUGAUUAGAAACCAGUGGAUUCUAACUGCAGCUCACUGCAGGAGUAGACCAAUGUUUGCAGUUGUAGGUGUGCAUGCAGGACAACGAAAUGUACAGAGAAUUGAGGAAAGCAAUAUAAUCACCCAUCAACAUGAUGACAUCAUGCUUGUGAAGUUACCAAAUCCCACUGCUGGCAUUCCAACUGUUCCUUGCCCAAAUAUUAAUGAUGACCCAACAAUAGGUAAUAAUGCGCAGGUCGCUGGUCAUUCUACCCAUUUAAUAGAUCAACAAGGUUUCAUAGUUCCUGAUUUUCCAAGUAAUCUCAAAUGUGCAACAAUGGAUGUUGUCAACUGUGAUGAUCCAGAGUGGAAUACAUUUUACCAACAAAAUCCUUAUUUACCUCAUGUACCUCAACAAAAUAGGUUGUGUUUACAAAGACAUGGGGUGGAUGUUCGUCCUGGUGAUUCUGGUGGCGGAGUGAUACACAGGAAUAAUCUGUAUGGUGUAAUCGUUGCUACAGGUGAAGAUGUCUGUGCUUGCGAAACUCUUUCCAUAAGGGUCUGUCCUUACAUGACCUGGAUAAAUCAGAAUGCUGUCUGAAAAUGAGUAAAUGUUUAUAAUAAACAAUUAACAGUGCAAGAAACUUG
Oreochromis aureus is the source of this 1109-nucleotide messenger RNA. Its product is annotated as thrombin-like enzyme elegaxobin-1. The record is from RefSeq and is a predicted model, not a curated record. Gene Ontology annotation, biological process: proteolysis. NCBI's taxonomy places the organism in Eukaryota, Metazoa, Chordata, Actinopteri, Cichliformes, Cichlidae. Gene Ontology annotation, molecular function: serine-type endopeptidase activity. The transcript has 6 exons. The coding region runs from base 295 to 1062 and encodes 255 amino acids.